Parascedosporium putredinis is the source of this 459-nucleotide messenger RNA. NCBI's taxonomy places the organism in Eukaryota, Fungi, Ascomycota, Sordariomycetes, Microascales, Microascaceae. The record is from the annotation of a GenBank genome assembly.
AUGGCCGUUAUGCCGCAGACUAGCUUCGAGAUUAUGCUUCGAAAUAUCCCCAACAAAGUUGAGCAGGCUAUGCUCAAGCAGAUUGUUGAUGAGUCAAGCUGGGGCAAAUACGACUUUAUGUAUUUAAGGAUUGAUUUUGCGAACGAUUGCAAUGUAGGUUAUGCCUUUAUCAAUUUUGUAGACCCCUUGGACAUCGUCGAUUUUAUGAAAGCUCGUGGGAAUCAAAGAUGCUAUUUUAUACCUCAAACGGACCUGAACCUGCGCUUGCAGGCCAAGAAGAACCAUUCCCUCAACCAGACAACCAGUCUCUUCACCCCAAAUGCUGGUCAACAUUUCCGAAACGAGCAACGCCGUCGCCGGUCGCAGUAUGACCGAGGCACAAGGCUAGCCGCUAUCGAAGAAUUCGAUUACGAGGUUUCUCUUCAACAACGCCAAAGCCAGUCCGAUAUGGGGUUGUAG